AUGUUGAACGGGAAAUACUUGUGCGGUGAACGACUUGUCAUUGAGCACGCUCGUGGCCGGCGGAUGGACCGUGGUGUAUACGGUGCUGGCGGAGGUGGACGUAGUAAUGGUUACAGCAGCCAAAGCCGCACUGGCCGGGACAAGUACGGGCCACCUGCACCCACAGAGUACCGCCUUAUUGUGAAGAACCUCUCUAGUCGCUGCAGCUGGCAGGACCUAAAGGACUUCAUGCGCCAAGCUGGUGAGGGGACCUAUGCCGAUGCCCAUAAGGAGUGGACCAAUGAGGGGGUGAUUGAGUUCCGAUCACGCUCGGACAUGACGAGGGCCCUGGACAAGCUGUACAGCACUGACAUCAAUGGGAGGAAGAUCUGCCUGGUGGAGGACGAGCCUCGCCGCCGACGCUCCUCUUCUGGCAGCUGCUCCAAGUCUCGUAACAGACGUCGCUCUCGCAGAAGGAGCUGCAGAUGUUCUGGCAGCCACUCCAGGUCACUCUCGAAGAAGUCCCACUCUAAGUCCCAGACCCGUUCCAAUUCCCGCUCUAGAACCAGGAAGUCCCGUUCCAAGUCCCCUUCUCGCUCUGGCACGCAAGUCUCACAGCUUCUCGGCGAGCCACAAAUCUCGCUCUCACACAUGCAAGUUUCGCUCUAAAAGGAAGUCUGAGCGGGGAACCAGAGGCUAUUCCAAGGAUGUCUGUCAGCGAGAACUCCCAGAGUUGUUCUCCACCCCCCACAGAGAAUGGAGACGGAGAGCGGUCCAAGUCUCCCUUCCCACAAGAAGACCUUCACCAAUCCAAGUCCCCCGCCAAGCACCCAGCUUCUGGAUCCGCCUCACGCUCUAAAUCCUGGUCCCGAUCGGCUUCCCGAGAUUAAAUGCACUUGUUUAAGUAGGAAGUAGGAAAGAUUGUUUAAAAAUAAAUCACGGAUCAAAUGCAGCUACAAGUGUUUCAAUUUGUCCCUCUCUGAGCACUUGGCUGUGAUUCCAAGUGUUGAGAAUCUGGCUGAAAGAUUGUAGAUUACUAUAGAACGCAUAGUAUUUUUUUUAUUGAACCGAUAGGCAAGUCAGUUAAGAACAAAUUCUUAUUUACAAUGACUGCCUACCCCCGGCCAAGCACGGAAAUGCAGUACCUUAGACCGCUGCGUCACUCCCGAGUUGUUCUCAGUUUCCUUAUCUUUCUGAGAUUGCUUAUGCGUCAUGUUAAAGAUACUGGUUGAUGUUGGUCUUUCAAGAGGAAAUUAAUUCUUACUUCUAAUUUUAAAUGUCAACACCGUCUGCGUUGCUUCAUUGAAUCUCUGGUAUUCCAUUAUCAAAUCGUGAUUGAUAUGGCAUAAAAAUAAUACCUUGCCAUCUUACCUAUCUUCACAAAUCUAAAAUAGAAGGAAAUGAAGACCCAACAAUCACCCAACAAUCUUUUUCCCAUAUAAAUUGUUCUCCCUAUGACUCUGAAAUGUUUUGAUUAAUUAUGCUAGUUUAUACAUUUGGGAGGUUUGUUGGUUCAUUUAUUGGUUUCUUUCCUAUUGGUGUAGUUGAUGCUGUCUGUAUAGUCUAGACAGUUGUCCUUUGAGCAUUUGAGUAUUGACUGACAUACAGCAUUACUAUGGUGUAUUGGCUAUUUUCAAAGAUGUAUGGGAAAUCAUGUCACUGUUUGCUCUGAGAUAUCUGAUUUAAGGGUGGAAAUACGUUUUUUUAAAUUGUUUUAAAUGUGUUAAGCACUCAUGUUUAUAAACAGUCUUGACAUGUUUCGCUUUGACUGUCCUGUUUGAAAAGGUCACCAUAAUGAGAUGUACCUAAUUAAUUGCAAUAAAAUGUGGGCGGACACGCAGUGUGUCAAAUAAUAUGUGCAGUUUGGUUUGUUUCAAAAGGAAAUAUGUCGAGACAACUAAGCUACAGUA
Oncorhynchus mykiss (rainbow trout) is the source of this 1889-nucleotide messenger RNA. The record is from RefSeq and is a predicted model, not a curated record. Lineage: Eukaryota; Metazoa; Chordata; Actinopteri; Salmoniformes; Salmonidae.